Molecule: messenger RNA, 246 nt
Organism: Pseudocercospora fijiensis CIRAD86
Lineage: Eukaryota; Fungi; Ascomycota; Dothideomycetes; Mycosphaerellales; Mycosphaerellaceae
Exons: 3
Coding region: 1-246 (81 amino acids)
Biological process (GO): protein N-linked glycosylation
Source: RefSeq, a predicted model, not a curated record
AUGUCUGCACAGCAACCACUCCACGCCAUCUGGGAGGCAUCGGCCAAGCAGCCCUUCAUCCCCAACGUCGGCAAAGACGCUCAAUUCCUCGUCGGCUUCGUCCUGCUGCUCGCAGGCUUCGUGCUCUCCAGCUUGUUCGGUCUUAACCUCUCCGCCAAGAACCUUCCAACCCUUGCUGUCCCGGCUUCUCUAGCAUUCGGCUUCGGUGCGGUAUAUAUGAUCUGCGCAACGGGUGUCUAUGUAUAA